AUGGUAUCAUCGAAUUCAAAUCAACCAAAUCCACCUUCAGACCAAACACCAGCUACACCACACACAAACAUCCUACAACAAGCUAAACAAACCCAACAACAAGAUUUAAAACAAUCAGCAACUUAUAUUAAACAACUACAUACAAUAACCAAUCAUUUAAUAUUAUCCAAUUCCAAUUCCGAUCCACUAACUACUAAAAGUAACUUACUAGAUAAAAUCACCACCAUACAUCAACUAAAUAACAAUAUUGAUCAUCAAUUAAAUGAUGAAAUAAGUAGUAGUUAUUAUAAUAUGAUGAAAGUGAAACAAAAAGUUACGAAAAUCAGUCAGGGAUGCAGAAAGAGGUUUGAUGCAAUGAAUGAAGUCGUUAAUCUUGAUGAUAUAGAUACAGAAAUAGGUGGUAUUAGUGGUGAUAGUGACGAUAGACGCAACGUUGGACGUAGUGAAUUUGAAAGAAGGAGUAGUGUUGCCAGACUUGGUUUACAAAAAAGAUGUGAAUUGAUCGAUCAAGAUUUGAGGAUAUUGGAACACACGUUGAAAUUGAAAAAUGAACGAGAUUAA
Lodderomyces orthopsilosis Co 90-125 is the source of this 561-nucleotide messenger RNA. RefSeq lists its product as uncharacterized. The coding region runs from base 1 to 561 and encodes 186 amino acids. The transcript has a single exon. NCBI's taxonomy places the organism in Eukaryota, Fungi, Ascomycota, Pichiomycetes, Serinales, Debaryomycetaceae. The record is from RefSeq and is a predicted model, not a curated record.